Molecule: messenger RNA, 945 nt
Organism: Sclerotinia borealis F-4128
Lineage: Eukaryota; Fungi; Ascomycota; Leotiomycetes; Helotiales; Sclerotiniaceae
Source: the annotation of a GenBank genome assembly
AUGUCUCCCCAACGACCCGUCAAAGUUCAAUCGGAGGACUCCUCCAUUUCAAAUCCCAGCUCGCAAGUUGAUCCCCAAAAGCUCAAAAAUAUGCUAUUUUUACCUGUCGAGCUUGUAGAUCAAAUUGUCGAGGAGGUUAUGAAGAAUGAGGGGAUGUACGCAGAGAUGGACACAAAGAUGCGUAACAGGACGCGUAAUCUGCCGGCCUUAAUUACCAGCUUAAGAUGUGGUGUCCACUCCCCAUGGCGUAGACAUUAUAUCGUUGCUCUUAGUACUUGCAAUAAAGACUUCAUCUAUUCGCUUCAUUUUGGCAAUAACUGGAAGCUGUUGAACAUGGACAGCGAAGAGCUUCAACUCGUCCGAAAUAUCGUCGUCAAAUUCGUACGUACAGAACAAUUGGUGAUUGCGCGAGCCACCCGACAUUUCAUAAUCCCAUCGCCAACGGCAUUAAAUGCCUCCUUGAACGAUUUUCCCAAUGUUCGUUCUGUACAGCUCGAAUUCAAGAGUCUUGGAGGAACCAACGCCGGAGCAGUUUCGGUUAUGUUCAGGCGCGUAAAGAUCUUCCUGGAUGACCACAAAGAUUCCCAUCAUUUCAAGUUACAAACUGCCACAAUUGAGUCUUCGGGCAACAGAGAAGUUGACCAGCGAGAAAGCGUGCGAGGCUGGCAACCGAGCUGGCAACCGAGCUGGCAAGGUCUUGGGUGGGGAUUCAAGCGGAUCUUGAUACCAGAGGUCACAGCGUUGGCGGGCCAUGAAGUUGGUUUUGUGUUUGCCGAUGAGAAUAUCUGGAAAUUGGAAGGUGUUGAAAAACAGAGCAUUGACGCCCGAAACACUCUGAGUCUGAGCAUGGAUACGCUUGCAGAUUCCUAUAUAUCAACUGGACCUUCCUGUCUAUUGUGCAGUUGUACAUGGACCUGGGUGUUUGAAAAAGAAAUACAGCAAUAG